This is a messenger RNA of Chrysemys picta bellii (western painted turtle), 1885 nucleotides long. RefSeq names its product carbonic anhydrase 12 (gene CA12). Gene Ontology annotation, cellular component: plasma membrane. Gene Ontology annotation, molecular function: carbonate dehydratase activity; zinc ion binding. NCBI's taxonomy places the organism in Eukaryota, Metazoa, Chordata, Testudines, Emydidae. Gene Ontology annotation, biological process: one-carbon metabolic process. The record is from RefSeq and is a predicted model, not a curated record.
UCAUUAGCAGCAGCUCUGUGUGCAUGUUACUGUUAGCCAGCUCUGCAAGGGAGUUUCUUCAGGGAGUGAAGAAAAGCCUAUGAACUGUUGGGAGAUUCUAAAUCUUUCCUUGAGAUGUCAGCCAAGAGCUUCAGCAUAGUCACAGCUGCUGCAGUGCUUAUUCUCUUCCAAAAGACACAGCUCUCAGUGCAAGCACCGUUAAAUGGAUCUAAGUGGUCUUACAUUGGUCCUGAUGGAGAGAAAACUUGGCCCAAGAAGUAUCCAUUUUGUGGAGGAGUAUUCCAGUCUCCAAUAGAUUUUCAUAAUGAUAUUCUCCAAUAUGAUACCACUCUCUUACCUUUAGAGCUUGUAGGCUACAAUGUGUCCUCCACUGACCACUUCAUGUUGACCAAUAAUGGUCAUUCAGUAAGAAUGAGUCUGUUUCCUACCAUGCACAUCAGAAACCUCCCUUUCCAAUACACCGCAACUCAGCUUCACCUACACUGGGGAAACAGGAACAAGCCAGAAGGCUCGGAGCACACAGUCAGUGGAAGGCAUUUUGCAGCAGAGCUUCAUAUUGUACAUUAUAACUCUGAUAAAUAUCCCGAUGUAACAGCAGCAAUAGACAAAUCAGAUGGGCUAGCAGUUUUGGCUAUUCUCAUUGAGAUAGGCCCAUUCAAUCCAUCCUAUGAGAAGAUCUUCAGUCAUUUCCAGAAUGUGAAAUACAAAGACCAGGUAGCUCUAGUCCCAGGUUUUGACAUCCAAGAACUGCUUCCUGACCAACUGGAUGAGUAUUAUCGCUAUGAAGGAUCCCUGACCACUCCUCCUUGUUUCCCUAGUGUUCUCUGGACAGUUUUCCGACACCCGGUAAAAGUUUCACAAGAACAGCUGCUGGCACUGGAAACAGCUCUGUACUGCACACAACCCAAUGACCCCGCACCCCUGGAAAUGGUUAAUAACUUCAGACACAUUCAGGAGUUUGAUGAAAGGCUGGUUUCUGUAUCCUUCCGUCAAGGUGUUGUCCUUUCAGUUGUGUUAGCCAGUGUUCUUGGAGUUAUCAUCAUGCUUGUAGUAGCCUUUUGGCUGCUUAGGAAGAAGAGUUGCAAAAAGGAACGAGAAGACAACAGAAGAGUCAUCUACAAGCCAGCCUUUGACAAAGAGGAUGACAACACCUCUAAAGUAUGAAUUCCUACUCUGCCACAGCAGUCUCUUUUCAUUCAUGGCAUCAAGAGAAGUUUGCCUUGGGCAACAUAUUUCUUGUCUCCAGCCAGUUAUAAACCUUGGAUGCACUUUUAAAACAAAGCAGCCAAAACACUCUGUGGUACUCCUUGCCCACCUGAACCAAACCAGUUUUCUCCUAAGCAUGAAAAGCAGUCAGAGAACUUUUUUGUUUUUAUGACAAAUAUGACAAAAUGUCACUGACAUGAAGAAAUGUCCAAAAACUACACACCUGUUAAAGUUUGUCCUAAAUUACCUGGCAAUCUAACCAAAUGCUUGUCUAUUUGCACAAGAGCUUAGAGAGAUGUAAUCAGCCAGUAUUCUGGCUGGACUUGAAGACCAUUUUCAUAGAAUCUUAGAAAUGCCGGGCUGGAAGAGACCUUGAGAAAUUCAUGUUGGGCCUUUUUAAUUUAUUAAUUAAUGAUAAACUUGAGCUUUAUAGGCUGUUCAUGCGACAUAUUUCCCACAAAACACUGAAGUCUAAAGACAUUCAUUAAUCAGUUAUCACUACUGUAUGGGGGUGUCUAUAUCCACUUCCCCACUAAAAAUUAGAAUUGGGUGCUUCUCCAACAGUGGGAGGUUUAGCAGGAGCGGCACCAGGGUUUUUGAGUAGCAGCCGUGUUAGUCUGUAUCCGCAAAAAGAAGAACAGGAGUACUUGUGGCACCUUAGAGACUAACAAAUUUAUUA